AUGAUGGCGUGCCACGCCCCGAAUCUGACGGCUCUCUGUCCGCGGCUGCGUGAGUGGGCGGAGGAGCGACAUCUCGCGGUCGCCAUACCAUCUCCACCGGACUGUAUCUCCGACUUCCCCGAGGAGCAUCAUUCCUCGCCAUCGCUGCAAGAGCAGCGCCGCCUACUGCUCGGCUCCCGGUGCGGCACUCCCCGUUUCCUCUUCCGCCCCGCUUCCGCCGCUUUCUCAACUUCCGCCGCUUCCGCCAGUUCCUCCCCGCACCCGUCCGCCACCGUCCGUUCCGCCACGUGCCAACCCGUGGCCUCAGCGCCAAUUUAUCACGGCCCAGCAGCGGCCCAGCGCGCCACCGGAGCGGAUCCGCGGGCUUUUCACCACCGCGCGCGCAGCGUGACGUGGGACCUUCCGCGGGACGAGAUCCCCUUCUCGCACUCCAACCCCGUCCCCUCCCGCGGAUGUCUCCGCCUGCUGCGCGCGGACGUGCUGGGAUCGAAAUGCGGAACGCCCAAGUUCCGCGCACCCGCGGAGCCCGAAGCCAUCUGGAGCGUGUAA
Molecule: messenger RNA, 549 nt
Organism: Closterium sp. NIES-65
Lineage: Eukaryota; Viridiplantae; Streptophyta; Zygnematophyceae; Desmidiales; Closteriaceae
Source: the annotation of a GenBank genome assembly